Molecule: messenger RNA, 2214 nt
Organism: Diospyros lotus (date-plum)
Lineage: Eukaryota; Viridiplantae; Streptophyta; Magnoliopsida; Ericales; Ebenaceae
Exons: 3
Source: RefSeq, a predicted model, not a curated record
AUGGAGAGAUUUUACAAAAGGACAAUCCCAUUUUCUAUUGAAGAGCAAAAUGCUAAUAGAAAGAAAUCUAAUGUUGUGGGGAAUCAAAGUGAAACUGAUAUUAUUCGACAAGAAAGUAAUAUUUGCAUAGAAAGUAAUGUUACCUGGGAUCAAAGUGAAAAUCAUGAUGAGAGAGAUAUUCAGGUUGAAAUGGAUGUUAGGGGUGAAGAUAUUCAUAAUAGAAUUGAUGUUACUCAACUUCCUACAGAUCGUGGAUUACGAAUUCCAAUUAUAGAAUAUGAUGUUAAUGUUCGAGAUGAAAUUCGAAGAGCAUACAUACAAUUAGGUCCUUGUCAGCCUCGUAAGCAUAAAUUUCCACAGACAAAAAUUGGAAAAUCAACAUUGAGAUGUUUCCAAGCUUCUUGGUUUAAUGAAUUUCCUUCUUGGUUAGAAUAUAGCAUUGAAAAAAAUGCAGCAUUUUGUUUCUAUUGUUAUGUUUUCCAACCAAUUGUGGAACGAGGAGGUAGUGACCCUUUUGUUGAGAGGGGGUUCUCAAAUUCGAAAAUGAAAGAAAAACUUCAAGAGCACGUUGGAAGUCACAAUAGUCCACACAAUAAAGCUCGAAUUAAGUUUGAAGCCUUUAUAAAUCAAGAGAAAGAUAUUCGAGUAAUUUUCUUAAAGCAAUCACAACAAACACGAAAUGACUAUCAAAUUCGUUUGGGUGCAUCAAUAGAUUGUGUUCGAUUUCUUUUACGACAAGGACUUUCAUUUCGUGGACAUGAUGAAUCUGAAGAUUCAAAUAAUCAAGGGAAUUUUCUCGAACUGUUGAACUUUUUGGAAGAUCAUAAUGAUGAGAUCAAGGUAAAUGUCAUUAUUAACGAGAUUGGCGAUGGGUUAUUUUCUAUUUUAGUUGAUGAAUCUCGUGACAUUUCAGUUAAGGAACAAAUGUCUAUUGUUUUGUGUUAUGUGAAUAAGAAGGGAUGUGUAGUUGAACGUUUUGUAGGUAUCGAACAUGUUUCGAGUACCACAGCUCUCUCGCUUAAGGAUGCUAUUGAUAAUUUGUUUUCUAGAUACAAAUUGAGUAUAUCUAGUUUGAGAGGUCAGGGUUAUGAUGGAGCUAGCAAUAUGCAAGGUGAAUUUAAUGGUCUCAAAGCACUUAUUUUAAAUGAGAACCCAAGUGCUUUUUAUAUUCAUUGCUUUGCUCAUCAACUUCAACUGGCUCUUGUAGCAGUAGCAAACAAGCAUAUAGAGAUUGAAGCAUUCUUUGACUUGGUUGAUAGGGUUGUGAAUGUUGUUGGAGGAUCAGCUAAAUGGUGUGAUCUUCUUAGAGAAAAACAAAGACUCCAAAUUCUUGAAGCACUUAGUCAUGGUGAAAUAUCAAGUGGACGAGGCCUUAAUCAACAAACUACUCUUAAGCAUUCUGGUGAUACACGUUGGGGCUCUCAUUAUGGUUCUUUAUUGAACUUGAUUCAUAUGUUUUCACCUACAAUUGAUGUCAUUGAAAUGAUUGCUAAUGAUGUUCCAAGUUCUGGAAAAAGAGGUGAAGCACGUAAUUUGUUGAGUUUGAUAAUAACAUUUAACUUUGCAUUUAGUCUACAUCUCAUGAAAAAGAUUUUAGGAAUGUCAAAUGAAUUGUCAAAGGCACUACAAAAGAAAGAUCAAGAUAUUGCUAAUGCCAUGAGAUUAAAGCACAGUAUUAAUGUUCCCAACAUGGAUGAUAUCUAUAAACCUCCAGGUCGUUCACGACGUAACAUUCCAAAAAUGACAAAUUUGCAUCACUUACAGGUGGAUUUCUUUUAUGCAGUCAUUAAUAUGCAACUUCAAGAGUUGAAUGAUCGUUUUUUCGAGGUAAAUAGUGAAUUGUGCCUUUGUGUAGCAUGCUUGUGUCCAGAUGAUUCAUUCUCUGCUUUUGAUAAGAAGAAGUUAAUUCAACUUGAUGAAUAUUAUCCUCAAGAUUUUUCACCAAUAGAUCUCUUGGCGCUUGAUGAUAUACUUGAAACAUAUAUUAUUGAUGUGCGUACUGACAAGAAUUUUUAAGGACUAUAAGGCCUUAGUGAUCUUGCACAAAAGUUGAUAGCGACGAAGAAAAAUGAUGUAUAUCCAUUAAUUUACAAACUUUUGACACUAGCAUUAAUUCUUCCCGUUGCUACUGCUACAGUAGAAAGAGUAUUUUUCUGCCAUGAAGCUUGUCAAGACUCGGCUGUGCAAUCGAAUUGGAGAUCAAUGGUUAAAUGA